Penicillium crustosum is the source of this 1782-nucleotide messenger RNA. RefSeq names its product C2H2-type zinc finger protein. Bases 1 to 1782 code for a protein of 593 amino acids. The transcript is spliced from 5 exons. Lineage: Eukaryota; Fungi; Ascomycota; Eurotiomycetes; Eurotiales; Aspergillaceae. The record is from RefSeq and is a predicted model, not a curated record.
AUGUCUGCCGUCCAGACUGAGGCAUCGCGGGUGCACCCGCGUCGUCGGCCUGUCUUAAACACCGCCAUUCCCACCCUGUCGAGCGACUCGCCUGACUCUAAGAUGCCCCUGAAGAAAGGAGAGACUUUCCAUACCCCCACUUCUCCUCCAUCGAGCGAUCGCGACCCUGUCUUGAACUUCCGCUCUCUACCUCAUCGCUCGGCCACUUCGUUGGAAGCCAUCGCUGUUGCCGAGGAGCGCAUGACUUCCAUCCUAGGCCGUCUGACUCUGGAACCUACCGAAGAUCAGAGCCCUGAGGUUGCUAGCGGUGAGAGUCUGAUGGAGAGUGGGUUGGUGCGCAGUAACUCCAAAUCCAUGUCUAACUCCCCACGCUCCUCAAGUGAAGAGGGCCGCAGCAUUCCCAUCCCACUAGAUGAGAAAAAGGCCCACCAACAGCAUAGCCACGAGUCCGAUAGUGGACUAGGGACCUCUGUCAGUAGCGAAGAGGGGCUGGCUGACUCGCAAACUAAAGUGAAUGAUGGUAUUCACGACAAUCAAUCUGCCAUUACAAGCUCUAUUUCGGCUUUUGAUACUGGGUCGUCACCAAAACGUCAAUUAGGCCCUGCCGCCUGCAAACAGAUUGAACGUUUUGUGCUCGUUCCUAUUUUGAAAGAACCCCGCUUGAAACCAUUCCAUCCACUGGUCCGAAGCGUUCCCCAGCGCAUCAUCAAUAAGCAGAUUGUGUGUCUGCGUGACCUCGAGAAAACCCUAUUGUGGUUGGCACCGAACUCCGCUACUUCUCGGAAUUCCUAUCUCAACUUUUGCGAGUUUACGAUCCAGUGCUUGCACACUUCGACUUCGCACCUCAACGAUCGUGAUCAACGACUACCGGCGGAUCGACCUUACACUAACGGAUACUUCCUUGAUCUCGUUUCGCAGGUUCGAAGAUACGCAGCGAUGGUUCGCGCUGAACGCGAACGAGUCCAGGUGACUCAGGGCUCCGAGUCUAACAAUGAGUCUAACAAGGAGUCUAAUCCUUCUGCCAUCCCGAAGGCUACCCUGGCAGGUGGUCUGUCUAAGAAUGGGAAAUCUGCCGAACUUGUUAUCAUGCAAGAUGGAAAGCAAAUUUCCAUGGCCACGGGAAAGCCUUACGAGGCGGAUGCUCCUGGUGCUGCCAAGCGUACUAUCACUCUUGACGAUGCGGUCGAUGAGGGCGUUGAGCGCUCUAUGGCCCGCCGCAAGAAGGAUGCUCCUCCCAUGAACAUCAAUCAAAAGUGCGCCGACUGCGACAAGGUCUUCAAGCGUCCUUGUGACUUGACGAAACACGAGAAGACCCAUACUCGCCCCUGGAAGUGCGAGUACUCAGACUGCAAUUACCACACCAAGGGUUGGCCCACCGAGAAAGAACGUGAUCGUCACAUGAAUGACAGACAUUCGGACAAGCCCACUCUCUACAAGUGUCAAUUCCACAAGUGCCCCUAUGCUUCAAAGCGCGCCAGCAACUGCAAACAGCACAUGGAAAAAUCCCAUGGAUGGGUUUACGUUCGAUCAAAGAACAAUGGCCGCAAUGGCAGCAAUAGCAGCAAGCGAGGCUCUUCUGUCCAGGCCACUCCUCAGACUCCCAGUGUUUCCACUCCUGCUUCGAAGGCGACCGACUUUGCCUCUCCAAUCCCUGGCCCCAGUCCUUCUCCUAGCGACCAGAACUACAACUGGCCUGAGAAUCCUCAGUUCAACUUUGCUGACCCUCCCCCGCUUGCUCAUGGGGAGGAUUUCCCCUAUUCGGAGAAACAUCUCCCUAUCUGA